AUGGUGUUAGAAAGAGAUGAUGAAACUAAGGAAAACGAUGAACAAGCGAGUGGGCUUAGAUCAAAGAAGAUCGUUCUUGCCCAAGAACGAUUUUUAGCCUUGUUCUUCGUUACACGUGGCACCUUUAUUUUUCUCCUAGGGUUGUCGUCGUUUCUCUUUCGCGCGAAACCUAGCGUUCUCCGCUUAAGUCCGUUCCCAUCUCCGUCGCCGGCGAUCAUCGCCGUCGUUUCUGUUCCUCCUCACUCUUCUAUUCUCUGCGUUCAUUCUAUCCUUCAAAUUGCUUCGUCCAUUUCGAGUGAUUUUGGUUUCAUCAUACAAGCCAUGGAUAAGUCAAGUGCUUUAGAGUAUAUCAACCAGAUGUUCCCAACAGGGUACAGCAACAGAGGCAGGUUUAACCAAUUAUCUUGAUCCAGGGAUUGCCUUAAAUCUCUG
This is a messenger RNA of Arabidopsis lyrata subsp. lyrata, 432 nucleotides long. RefSeq lists its product as uncharacterized. The transcript has 5 exons. NCBI's taxonomy places the organism in Eukaryota, Viridiplantae, Streptophyta, Magnoliopsida, Brassicales, Brassicaceae. Bases 1 to 408 code for a protein of 135 amino acids. The record is from RefSeq and is a predicted model, not a curated record.